CCAAAUGCCCUGGUACGGCCGAGACUAGGGAGAAUCCGCUCUCCCUCUCGAAAUACUCUCACAUGGCCACGCGUAUAUAGCCUCUGCCAGGGAAAUCCUACUCGCUGAAUUCUCGUGGCAUUACUGUUGUUUACGAAAUUCAGAGGACAAAAACCGAAUGUCUGGCGCUUUAACCGGGUCGGCGGACAUGGAGAGUCCACCUAGAGGAGUUGGAAAACCCUGAUUCCAAACCAAUGGUGCACAUGGGCUACAGUAUCCUGAAGAAACAAAUGGCAUAUGAACCAAUCGUUGGUCGCCGGCUACCAUGGGACUACAUCUCCUUACGAUGCUCCACUGCCUUGUGGAUCAGGCCUGUAGGUCGAAGGUUCUGGAUGUGGCCUCCUAAGAAAACUACCUGCUUCGGUUUGGGCACCAGGGCAGUAUCACAGCCCUCACACAUAUCAAGUAAGAUCUGUGUGGCUCAUAUGUAUUUGGUGCCUUUUUGUACCCAUAUCUAUGUGAUAAAAUAAAUAAAUAAACAACAAAAACGCCAGGGUACUUUAAGAAUGGUUACGCGUAAUCAGUUAACGAAUAAAUCAAAAUCAUAUGACUAUGAUACCAAUGAAACCCAAACAUAGUCUGUUAGUUUGGUUCCAGGGUCCAUGACCGACUUUCCGUAUCUUAAUGCAUUCAGAUUGAUACAAGGACUCAUGAAUUUCGCAGGAAUUAGUGUUUAUGUUAUGAAAACUUCCUAGCAGAUGUAAAAGGAAACAUGGCUUUUCUAUAUAAAUGGAGUACGAUAAAGAUACGAGGUAUAGUAUAGUAUCUGAACCGCAUCUGAAUUUGAUAGUCAGCGUUACACUUACCUUCACUAUGUGCAGCCUGUUUCUGAAAAAAAUUCGAAGAAAUUACAGGAGUAAAGCUGGUGAUUCAGACGAUGAGCAAAGUCAGGAGUCUGAAAGCUUAUAUGAUGAAGCCGUUAAAGAAAUAACGUCUCAAAUUAAACCUGAUGUAUCGUCAAUCAAGAAGAACAAGAGCGUUUUAAGUUUCGAGGAUGAUCUUGACCCAGAUGAUGGUGACACAUUCAAAGUUAAGAAAUCUUCAAUGAGUCGUAAGAUUACUAAACAAACGAAAGAAAGUAAAAAGAAGAAAAACCAUGGAAAUGAUGGCUUAAAGAUAGUCGGUGACUUUCAUAAGAAUUUAGUUUCAUAUGAGGAAAGCUCUCCUGAUCCCGAAGAAAAUCUUGAGAAUUUAAGAAAAGAAUUAUUGAAUUUAGCCGAAGAUGAAACAACUUCUGAAGUAGUUCCAUCUGUGAAAUCCGAACCCAGCAAUGUGACUUCAAUGAUAAAGCAGGGUGUAAUCCCUGAUGCGGCAACAAUACAUUUGGCUCGUAAACAACGUGAGAAAGCUAAAAGUCUCAUUGAAUCAUCUGAUCAUUCACCUACCUAUUAUUCAUCUAGUAAAAAUGAUGGUAAACGUUUAGUGAGAGAAGAUGAUGACGAUGAUGAGUUGAAUGAUGAUGAAGAUGCCAAUGAUAUGACAACUGUCUCAUUUUCAAACUCUGCUAGUGAAAUGAGACCAGUUUUUGUUGUCAGUAAAGACCGUGAAACUUGUAGUAAACGCGCAGUUAUAGGUGCUCGUUUAAAUCGUCGUGAAGAAGAAUUGAAAUGCAUUCGAGAAGAUUUCAUGGCAGCUGAACAUGGUAGUGAUCGAGACAGUGAUCAAGAGAUUGAAUGGGAAAGACAACAACUUCAAAAGGCUAUUAUUAAUCAAAAUCCUGCUGUUUUAGAAGCUAUUCAACCAAUUCUUGGUACUGAAGAUUCUAAUAAUACUACAACAUCUGCAGAUAGUACUAUACUUGAUGGAUUAAAUGUUACAGAUAUAACAUUGCCAAAAUUAAAAGAUAAUUUACAAGAGAAAUACAAUAAGUUGAAUGAAUCACUAACGAAGCAUAAAACAUCAUUAGAAGAGGCGAAACGUGAUUUAGAACGUGGCAAGAUAAUAAUUGCAGAUGCUCGUGAAAAACUUCCUAACUUAGCAAAACAAUUUAUGUUCUAUCAAGAAAUGAAAGAUUAUAUUGAUGAUUUAAUAUCUUGUUUUAAUGAAAAGAUGUCAAAAAUAGAAUAUCUAGAGAAACGUUCUAUUAUAAUAUUUCGUGAACGUUAUGACAAAUUAGUUGAACGUCGACGUAUGGAUAUGAAAGAUAUGGCGGAUACAGUAUCUCAGCCAACUAUAUCAUCUACAUGUACAUCUAGAACACCUGAAGAAGUAAAAAUUAUUGAAGCCAGACGUAAAAGAUGUGCUGAACGAGAAUCCCGACGAAUACGGCGUCAACGUGCUAGAGAAUUACAAAAUCCUAAUGUCAUACAAGUUCACAUUGAUGGAACUAGUACGGAUGAUGAAGAACCACAGGCUACAAUUGUUAAACGUUCAGCUGAUAUAGACGCUUUACUAGUAGAUGCAAAUGCUUUAUUCGAAGAUGUUGUUGAAGAAUUUUGUGAAUUACCAUUAAUCCUUGAAAGAUUUAUAGAAUGGCGUAAUAAAUAUCCUGAAUCAUAUCAACAAGCUUAUGUAUCAUUGUGUUUACCACAAUUAUUUAGUCCUAUAAUACGAAUUCAAUUAAUCGGUUGGAAUCCUUUAAGUAAUCAUGCUGAUCCGAUUGAAGAAAUGAAAUGGUUUCAAGAUUUGUUAGACUUUUGUAACCUUCCAUCAGUUGACAAUAAUAAAAAUACAAAGUCAACUAUUUCAAAUAGUAAUAAAACCGAUAAAAGCAAUAAUAAUAAUGAAAAUAAAAAUCCCAGCAAUAAUAAUAACUUGGAUAAAACUGCUGGUAAUCUUGAUGAUGAUCUUCGUAUAAUACCAAAGUCAAUUGAAAAGAUUGUUUUACAACGAAUAAAUGAACUAGUCUGCGCUUCAUGGGAUCCUUUAUCAGAGAAACAAUCUUUACAACUUGUCAAUUUAAUGCAUAAUUUAUGUUCAACUUAUCCAACGAUUUGUAUUGGUAGUCGUCCAACAGAAAAAUUAUUCACUUCCAUUGUUAAACGUAUUGAAAAUACAAUACAAGAAGAUAUUUUUAUACCACUCUAUUCAAAAACUCUAAUGCAACAUCGUCAAGGUCCAGCUUUCAUAUUCUUCGAACGUCAAUUUAACAUGGGAUUAAAGCUCUUAAAAAAUAUUCUACUAUGGUCAAAUCUAUUGAGUAUAGAUACAUUAAAACAUAUUACUCUUACUUGUUUAAUAAAUCGUUAUCUUUUAGUUGGAUUAGCUUGUUUAUUAUCAGUUGUUACACUUAAAUCAAAUGAUGAUAAAUCUAAUCUCAUAAUGAAUUCAUCAUUUCCAACUAGUUUAUCAUCAAUUGAUCAAUCAGGUUCAUUAGCUUUUCGUGAUGCUGUACAAAAAUUAAAAAUGAUAGUUGAUUUAUUACCUCAUGAAUGGUUGAAAUCAUCAAGUCCUUCAGUAAAACAAGAUGAUAAUAAUAAUAAUAAUAAGGAUGAUGAUCGUGAUGAUGAUGAUGAUGAAUCUUCAAGAAAAGUAUCAUUCACUGGAAUUUCAGAUCCACUUAAUCAAAUUAAAAGAUUUUUAACACAACUACUAGAAAAUAUACCACCGACUCGAAUGUAUACAGAUAUUACUGUUGGUCAAGCAGAUAUUCAAAUCAUUGAACGGGAAUGCAUGGGAACUUUGUUACAACUAAGAGAUUUAUUGAAGAAUUAA
Schistosoma guineensis is the source of this 3693-nucleotide messenger RNA. Lineage: Eukaryota; Metazoa; Platyhelminthes; Trematoda; Strigeidida; Schistosomatidae. The record is from the annotation of a GenBank genome assembly.